Coffea eugenioides is the source of this 888-nucleotide messenger RNA. Its product is annotated as F-box protein PP2-B10-like. Lineage: Eukaryota; Viridiplantae; Streptophyta; Magnoliopsida; Gentianales; Rubiaceae. The record is from RefSeq and is a predicted model, not a curated record. The transcript is spliced from 3 exons. Gene Ontology annotation, molecular function: protein binding. Bases 1 to 888 code for a protein of 295 amino acids.
AUGGCUGUUGAGAAGAAUGACCAUUUCAACGCUUUACCCGAAGGCUGCAUUGCCUACACCUUAUCUCUAACCAGUCCCAGAGAUGCAUGCAGGUUAUCCUCGGUCAGCUCCACGUUUUGCUCUGCUGCACAAUCCGACGACGUCUGGGAGAGGUUUUUGCCCCCAGAUUAUCGUGAUAUUCUUAGCCGAUCAGAGCAGGGGAUUCAACCGUUGCGCUUAUAUACGUCCAAGAAACAAUUGUAUCUUCAUCUUUGCGAUAAUCCCAUUUUGAUUGACAAUGGGACCAAGAGCUUCUCAUUGGAGAAAUCCAGUGGAAAGAAAUGUUACAUGUUGGCUGCAAGGGACCUCACAAUUGUGUGGGGUGAUACACCGUGUUAUUGGCAAUGGAUUCCCCUACCUAUGUCUAGGUUCACUGAAGUGGCGGAGCUUCUCGAUGUCUGUUGGCUUGAAAUUCGGGGCAAGAUAAAAACUUCCUUGCUGUCACCAGAUACUACCUAUGCCAGUUAUCUUGUUUUCAUAUGGAAUGAUGCCUUUGGUUUUGAUCACGUACCUGCAGAGGGUGAAGUAGGAAUGAGUGGACAAGAAGGUCAAAAAAAGAUGGUUCAUCUGGACCCUGAGACACACAGGCAGCAAGAUAUGCCAAGAAGGCAAAGAGGGAGGUUUGGCCAUCGCCAAACUGCAACAAUGAGAUGGCGGGAGGUUAGGCCUGCGGACAGGGAUGCACAGACUUCCAAGCAGAGAAGUGAUGGGUGGAUGGAAGUUAAGUUGGGGGAGAUUUUUAUAAAGGGAGGAGAAGAUGUUGAUAUGGAGAUGGCCUUGACAGAAGUAAAAGGGGGCAACUGGAAGCGCGGUCUGAUUGUUCAAGGGAUUGAGGUUAGGCCCAAAUGA